UUUUGUAUAUUUUCAUUAGAGAUUUCAUUAGAGAAAUACGAGUUUUUGAAUAUGUGUUUGGGUCAUAAAAACUAAUCUGAUUUAGUGGGCUUUUAAAAAUAUUUUAAGCCCAGGUCAUCACCAACAAUUUUCCAAAGUAUCGUUUCUUUCUUCUCAGCCGACUGUCGUAUCUUCUUCUUCUCUUGCCUUUCCCCUUCCACCUCUUUCGUUACUCUUCUCCAGAUCCGUUUCACCACUAUCUGAUCUAAUCAAUCAUCUUAUUGAACUUAAUCAAUGGAUUCCUUUCACCUUCCUCUUCGUUUCUCUAUUUAUAAAUCUCUUUCCAUAGUUUAUGUUUCCAUUAAAAUCCAUAAGAUUCUCUCAAGUAACUAUCUCGAUGGAAUCCAAAGACAACUCUGCGGUCUCCAGCGAUCAGAAGACCAACGAGAAGACGUUCGCUUCCUCCGUGACUAUGAAGCCACACGGGAAGUCUACUGCUGCCUCGGCGAUUGCGGCGAAACCUAACGGCAAGAGUGUUGUUUCAUCUGACAUUCCGAAGAAGCAAAAAUCUGCUGUUGCUCUCUCCUCCGCGCAUGGCGACCGAUCGAUGUUCUUCAGAGAUGUUUCAUUCGGCCCACACGAAGCUGAGCUGAGGUUUCGUCUGAUUCACUUUUGGGAGGCUCGAAAUCCAAACACGAAAGAACUCAUCGGACAGGAGAUGCUUCUUAUUGACGAAGAGGUUCUUCUAAAAAUUGUUCUUUAUUAAUUUCUACUGUUUUAAAAUUGGUUGAUUGAGAUGGUAUUUCUGAUAAUGUCAAUUCCAAAUGAUUUAUAGGGAACUGUCAUCCAAGGUUUUAUUACAGCAGGUCGGGUUGGGAUGUAUAAACUGACAUCAGGUUCUAUUUAUAAACUGAGUAACUUCUUUGGAUCCAGAAGCAAAGUCCAGUUUCGGGUUGCUGAUCAUAGGGCCACCAUUUCGUUCUCUUGGAACUCUGAUUUGAAAGUUCUCGAGAACCAUCCGGUCCCAAUUCUCGAAGACAGGUUCAGGUUCCAUAGCUACGAGGAGUUUCAGGCCAACUGCGACCGCAGACUUGAUCUUUAUGAUUAUGUUGGCCACAUGAAACUGGUGAAUGGGCAGACUAUCACUGACCACACUGCUCUUGAUGAAGUUGACAUAGCAGAGAGGCGGCAUCUGUGUGUUCAUGUACAAACACAUGACGGACCAGUGAUGAAGCUCUAUCUAUGGGACAAUGCUGCAUCCGAGUUCUGCCAGAAGUUCAUAUCGUAUGGACGGACUCCAACCGUUCUUUUGGUCACCACAGUAAACCCUAAACAUCUUGGAGGAACCCUUGCUCUUGCUUCUAUGGCAUCAUCUAGAGUGUUUAUGGAUACUGAUGUCCAGCCUACCAAGGAUUAUCUUGCAUGGCUGAGCUCUAACUUGGACAUUGCUAAUAAGAUUACGGCAGAGGUUGUCACUAAGCCUGAGCCAGUAACACUAGAGGAGCUAUACACUUACAUCAAGCAGGAGACUGCUAAGGUUGCUUGGUUUGAGUGCACAGCAACUAUAGAUGAUAUUGUCCAGAGUUCUUCUUGGUAUUAUAUUUCUUGCGGUGGAUGUAAUAGUAAGGCAAUCAAAGGGCCUACUUCACUGAUUUGCAACAAUAAGAAGUGUGUGAAAAGGGAGGUUACAGGCGUUCCUCAAUAUCUCACUAAGAUUGCUGUUUAUGACAAGAGUGAACAAGCAGUUUUUGCCAUUCUUGGUGAUGCUGGUAAAGAGUUGACUGGGAAGCAUGCAUCCGAAUUGGUUGCCAAAUAUUUUGAGUCAAAUGAGGGAUUAGGAGCUGACCAUCCCGUGCCGGUUCCGCAAGCUUUACUUGAUACGAUAGGGCACACGCACAAGUUCAUUGUCAAAGUCUCAGAUCAUAACCUAACAGGCAAGACUCAAACCUUAACUGUCACAAAGAUACAUCCACCAGAAGCUCCACUUGCUAUAGCACACUUGGAAGAAGGCACUACUCCAGCAGUGUCCGAUGAUGUUUUGAAGGGUGUAGGUGAUGAAUCUGGUUCUUCUACAAGCUUUGAGCAUUCUGCUGGUGAUAGGGUUAGAAAAUCCUCUGAGAGUCUUGAAUCACUUGAAUCAAAGCGUUCCAAGAGUGGCUAAUAAAGCCUCAGCCUAUCCUCUUAUGCAGUGAUUGUGUGUUGCUGCAGUUUAAGUAAUGGUCUUAUGUGGCUAAUAAGUUUUAGGUACUGGUUUGUUUAUUAAGUUAUUGUGCUUUGUUUCUUUCAUAUCCAAACUUUGUCUUUGCAGCAUCUGAACUAUCUUUGUUAAAACUUUUUUGGUUAUCCUUAUGUUUGCUACUUCUUUUUGUUAAACAUUUUAGUAUUGAUGUAUCUGAUGCUUUAUACUUUUAGGUUCGAUAUUUAAAUUGGGUCAUGUGGACUUUA
Brassica napus (rape) is the source of this 2424-nucleotide messenger RNA. RefSeq lists its product as uncharacterized. Gene Ontology annotation, cellular component: DNA replication factor A complex; nucleus. NCBI's taxonomy places the organism in Eukaryota, Viridiplantae, Streptophyta, Magnoliopsida, Brassicales, Brassicaceae. The transcript is spliced from 8 exons. Gene Ontology annotation, biological process: nucleotide-excision repair; double-strand break repair via homologous recombination; DNA replication. Gene Ontology annotation, molecular function: single-stranded telomeric DNA binding; damaged DNA binding. The coding region runs from base 857 to 2140 and encodes 427 amino acids. The record is from RefSeq and is a predicted model, not a curated record.